GUGAAAACAACAAAUGACGCUUCCCUUGAACUUGAAGGGCUUGUUUGAGGGUGAGAGCGCUUCCUUUGUUACAUAGGACGGGGAAAAUAGGUUGGAGACACGUUGAAGGGUGGUAAAGUCGAGGACUUGCCAUCGUGCACUACGUGCCUAGUCCCUGUCGCUGGAGGCCAGCACAUUGUAGCCGUUUGUCACAUCAGGGUGAUUGCGGUCGCUGGGGCCAACAAAAGAUUUUGCGAGCUGCCAUUCUAUGCAGAGGAAUGGACAUUCCUAGAAGAGCCUCGUUGCGCAGUGUACAGAUCCCAGGAUUCAUUGCGGAGUCUGUGUGGGGUAGCGAGCUUAGCCGGCAUGGUGAUGCUGAUUGCCACUUUGUCCUUGGGGAUGAAACGCACAUCUCGUCGGCUUCUGACGCAGUGCCGAGCAACUUUCAAUUGAUUGGAGGACACUUCGCAGUGACCUCACUCAAGGAGCAUCUCCAACAAGGCGUGAGCCAAUUGGUUUCGUCUCUGGGAGGAUCAAGAUCUCGUGGCAGCAGCGAAGAUGGUGUUGGCACUUGGAGCUCUCAGUCAGACACUGUCCUGGUGGCCCAGACCGGCACAUCACCACCGCUGAGUUUUGCUAGCAUCACAUCCGCCGCCGUUAAUCUGAGAGACCGGCUUCAUAACCGCAGAACAGAAGACAGCCAUCAGGUUCACCGUCGUAGUCGGCGAAAGACCAAGAAACAGGUCCGUUGUGGCCACUGCACACAAUCCAAGGGUCUGUCGUCCCCGUCCAGUUCAGAGAAUACCUGCACUUGUGCAGCACCUAUCUCUUUCGUCUCCACAGCUGUGGGCCAAGUUGAGAAGAAGGCAGUCACACGGCCGUCUUGGGAACAACUCCUGGCCCACCCCAUUGCUGCCCUGGCCUUCGUACCAAAGGAUACCAGCCUUUUCGUUGCUGGCGCUCUUGCUGGUGCAACCGCAAAGACAAUUACGGCGCCAUUGGACAGGUUGAAGCUUCUGUUGCAGGUACAAGAUGUCAACAGAAAAGCGGGAGCGGCAGCUGUUACUCUUUCUGGGGCUGUUGCAAAGAUCUUCAAAGAAGAAGGCGUUCUAGGUUUCUGGAAGGGCAAUGUGCCACAGGUCGUGAGGAUUCUUCCAUACAGUGCCGUACAGCUUUUCAGCUACGAGUUCUUCAAGAAAUGUUUCAAGGGCAAGAGGGACGAGCUGUCGGUGCCUGGAAGGCUUGCAGCGGGAGCUUGCGCAGGCAUGACGUCGACUCUGAUAACUUUCCCUCUCGACACACUGAGGUUCAAGAUGGCCGUCGAGCCAGAGAUGCGCACGAUGUCGCAGGCUGCAGUGACGCUAUUCCGCAACGAGGGUCUCGCAGGCUAUUACCGGGGCCUUGGCCCUGCGCUCCUGGGGAUUGCUCCGUACAUCGCGAUCAACUUCUGCGCCUACGACCUGGUAAAGAAGGCGUUUCCCGAGGAUCAGCAGCGGUCACCCCAGGUUUCGUUCGCGACCGCUGUCAUCGCCACUUCUUUGGCGACAGUGACCUGCUACCCGCUCGACACGAUCCGUCGGCAGAUGCAAGUCAGGGGGUGCCAAUACACCUCGUUGUUCGACGCGUUCCCUGCUAUUAUCGCGAAGUCUGGAGUCCUUGGACUGUACCGGGGCUUCUUCAUCAACGCUCUGAAGAACCUGCCGACAAGCAGCAUCCGGCUUACCACGUAUCAGUCGGCGAAGGAGGCGAUUGCCAAAAGCCACGAAGAGUGGAACAGAUUGGUCGCCGAAGGCCAGAAGUCUUGAUGUAGAAGUUACAUGUUGGCGGGUUGCUCGCCUCUGAAGAAACCAGGUAAUACAGAUAGGUACUUUGCACAGAAGGCCCGCAUCCACCACUGGCCGUGCAGCACCUUCGAACCGAGUGAGCGGAGAGUCUCUCUGAAGCAGCUUUUCGAUCUUGAUUUGGGAUGCGACAUUGUGAAAGAACGGGUGAUAAUGCCUAGUCUGACGGGUUUUUGGGCGGAAUCGGUCGGAGUAUUGUUCAGGUUAAGUCAAAACAAG
Klebsormidium nitens is the source of this 2039-nucleotide messenger RNA. The record is from the annotation of a GenBank genome assembly. NCBI's taxonomy places the organism in Eukaryota, Viridiplantae, Streptophyta, Klebsormidiophyceae, Klebsormidiales, Klebsormidiaceae.